AUGUCUAGACUUGCUCUAGCUUUGUCCUGGACGUACCGCUAUUUUGGUAUAUCAUCAAUUUACGCCACCGGCCGAAAUGCCUACCUGAUCAUCUUGGCGCGCUCGCUGCGCAUGUUUGCUUUUGGUACCACGUUUAUCCUGGCCCUCUUCUUCAACGAGCUGGGUUUUACAGAUUAUCAGAUCGGCCUGUUCUUCACCCUGACCCUACUCGGAGAUGUCAUCCUCGGCACCCUUCUCACCUUGGUCGCCGACCACGUCGGACGGCGGCGUAUCCUGCUCGCCGGCUCCGCCCUCAUGAUUGUCAGCGGCGUCAUUUUCGCCUACUUUGAAAACUUCUUCAUUCUACUGCCGGCCGCAAUAGUUGGCGUAAUCAGUGCCACGGGCAGCGACUUUGGCCCCUUUAGGUCCAUCGAGGAGUCCAUGCUCUCGCAGUUGACCACGCCCGACACCAGGGCAGAUGUCUUGACGUGGUACGUCACCAUAGCCCUGCUUGGCUCUGCUCUGGGCAGCGAGGCUGCUGGGAGAAUCAUAGACACCUUCCAGAGCCGCCCGGGAUGGACGCUGCUUGCUUCUUAUCAUGCCUUGUUUUGGCUGUAUGGGAUCAUGGGUUUCGUGAAUGCCUGUUUGGUGCUACUCAUGACGGACGCCUGCGAGCUUGAAGUGGAUGACAACGCUGGAGAAUAUGCUCAGCUGCUGCCGGAAGACGAUGGGCGUCUGUCGACUGAGGGAGUGAACGAUAUCACCACCGAUGGUGCGACAGUGGUCAACCCUGAAGAUGCGGAUCGUGCUACAUCCAAGUCGGCCGCUUCUGAAGGCUGGUUCAGAAGGUACUUUGGGUGGAUAUCCGCAUCACUCUCCAACAUCUCGGCGCCAACCAGAUCUACCAUGUACAAGCUGUGGAUUCUCCUGGCUCUCGACUCGGUUUCGGACGGCAUGGUUCCUCACUCGAUAACCAACUACUUUGUGGACCAGAAAUUCCACCCGGACAAGUCGACACUCGGCGACGUCCAGUCGACCGCCUCGCUCCUAGGCAGCAUUGGCACAAUAUUUGCGGCCCCGCUGGCGCGCCAGAUUGGGUUGAUCAACACCAUGGUCUUCACGCACGUGCCGUCGUCAGCGGCGGUUCUAUUGUUCCCCUGGCCGUCGGCCUUUUGGCUCACAGCUCUACUCCUGUUUGUGCGCACCGGGCUCAACAGCAUGGACCAGGCGCCGCGGUCGGCCUUUAUCGCGGCAGUCGUCAGGCCGGAGGAGCGGACGGCCGUCAUCGGCAUCACGGCCAUGGUGCGGACACUUGCGGCGACCACAGGUCCAAGCAUCACAGGCAUUCUGGCGGGUAACAACCGCUUCUGGGUCGCCUUUGUGGUAGCGGGAACGUGCAGACUUACUUAUGACUUUGGGCUGUGGAUGCUGUUUGUCAACACUCCUUUGAAUCAAAAUGAUGGCGGUAGCGUGUUGGAUGAUGAGGAGGAGCAUGGGACGUCUCAGGGGGCAGAUUUGCGGCCUGGAGAGGGGAACGCUGGGAUCGUGUCCAAAUGA
This is a messenger RNA of Pyricularia grisea, 1536 nucleotides long. RefSeq lists its product as uncharacterized. The coding region runs from base 1 to 1536 and encodes 511 amino acids. The record is from RefSeq and is a predicted model, not a curated record. Gene Ontology annotation, cellular component: fungal-type vacuole membrane. Gene Ontology annotation, biological process: transmembrane transport. The transcript has a single exon. Lineage: Eukaryota; Fungi; Ascomycota; Sordariomycetes; Magnaporthales; Pyriculariaceae. Gene Ontology annotation, molecular function: transmembrane transporter activity.